AUGGGCGCCAUCUGCAAUCUGGUCGACGUCGUUCUCUUCGUCUUCUUCCUCAUCAUCGCCGCCGCAGUGCCGCUCCUCGACGCGCAGACCUGCCUCCCGCAGCACCUCUUUCCGCCGUCCCUGUUGGAGCUCAAGAGCUGGUACACGCAAAACUACGGCGAUUAUUUGGUCGCCGAAAAGCCGCAUUUCUUCGUCGGGCUUAUCUGGCUGGAGCUCGUUUUCCAGUGGCCGCUCGCUCUCGCGUCUCUCUACGGCAUUGUAGCGGGGAAGCCUUGGUUGAGCACCACCUGUUUGAUAUAUGGCGCUUCCACAUUGACUUCCAUGGUUGCAAUACUAGCGGAGAUGAAGCUGUCCGAACGAGCUUCUGAUAAGCUCUUGAACAUGUAUUUGCCGUUUUUGGGGUUUGCGGCUUUAGCUGUGCUGCGUGGUUUGUUCGGUCACUCAGAGAAGAGCGUGACAAUCGGGAGACGACCACUUAUGAGGAAAAAGAGGGCUUGAGAUUAAGAUUGUGUGCUCUUCUUUAAAAUGGCUGAGAGUUUUUAGUUCUGACCACUGCAUUGUGAAACAGAUUCCCUCUUGAUUCUUGAUUCUUAAUUCUUGAUUUUGCAGUUUUUGGCUGGGAGUGUGGGAAUCAUGCUCAUGAGACUUGAGAUCUUGUUUUCUGAUAUCUUUUCAAAUAAUAAGUUGAAUUUGCUCCCGCCAUUUUGAGAAAUGAGAGUUUUUAGUUUUGAAGUCA
This is a messenger RNA of Salvia miltiorrhiza (redroot sage), 736 nucleotides long. RefSeq lists its product as uncharacterized. The transcript is spliced from 2 exons. Gene Ontology annotation, cellular component: endoplasmic reticulum. The record is from RefSeq and is a predicted model, not a curated record. NCBI's taxonomy places the organism in Eukaryota, Viridiplantae, Streptophyta, Magnoliopsida, Lamiales, Lamiaceae. Bases 1 to 498 code for a protein of 165 amino acids.